Triticum turgidum subsp. durum (durum wheat) is the source of this 1239-nucleotide messenger RNA. The record is from the annotation of a GenBank genome assembly. Lineage: Eukaryota; Viridiplantae; Streptophyta; Magnoliopsida; Poales; Poaceae.
AUGGGGUGCUUCAGCUCCAAGCCGGAUGACGCCAGCGUGCUGAUCAGGAGGCGGCCCGCCAGCAUCGGCGAGGUGGCCGUCUUCGUUCCGGGGCUGCGCGUCCCCGAGCCCCUGGAGCUGCCCCCGCCGCUCGCCGACAGCCUCCCCAGGCGGCUCACCGAGCGGCUGGCCGCGUCAAGGGACCGCAUCGCCAACAUGGCCGCCCGCGAGGCGCUCGCCGUCACCAAGCCCCGCAGGCGUGCCGCCACCCAGCAUGGGGCGUCAACGUCGGCUGAUCUUGUGCAGGCCUUGGAAGAGUACCUGCCAGUUAUUCUGGGGAUGGCAAAAGAUGGGAGCGAGCUCGAGGACAAGAUACAGUUUGCAUGGAUGAACCAAGAAGAUGAUGCAGAGGAGACAGCACUGCCCAGCGCCUGGUACGAGGUGCUGUCGGUUCUGCACAUGAUGGCCAUGCUCCGUUUAUCACAAGCAAACUCCCUGCUACUGCCAAAGACGUCUCUUGAAGGAUACCAUGCCAAAGUAUCUGAAGAGAACAAACGGGCUUCUGUCGAGAUAUUCCUCAAGGCGGCCGGGCACCUGGAGUGCGCCAUGCAGAAUGUUCUUCCCAGGAUGUCGCCCGAAAAGAGGAAAGGUCUUCCCGUGGACCUGUCUGAAGGGGUCCUGAAAGCUACCUGCAUGCAAGCACUCGGUCAGGCAAUUGAUGUUCAACUUGGGUUGGCAAUUGACAGUCCAAAGGCCACCCUGGCUGUCAAAAGGAGGCUGGCAUGUGAGAUGGUCAAGUGCUGGCAGCAGGCACAUGAAAGCAUCGCGGACAUACCUCUGCUCGACGGCUGGGGCGAAAAGCACAGGCUCUUUGUCAAGUGGAAGCACAUGGAAGCAAAAGCUGCGGCGUAUUACUACCACGGGCUUAUCCUCGACGAAGGCAACACCGAGAAGUCCCACCGGGCGGCCGUGGCGGCGCUGCAGUCCGCGGAGGAGUUCCUGAGGGAGAGCAGGGCCGUCUGCGAGGCCUUCCACACCGCAUCCCCCUUUUCAAGGAGCCCGACCCUAUGGGGCUCGAUGAAGUACCUCCACGACAAGAUCCACAAGGACUCCAACUGCAAAGUCCGCAUCAACAAGGACCUCUACAGCAAUGUUGACAGGACACAUGACAUGGUGCCGGCUCUGCCGGAUUUCGCGGUGGCCCUUCAGCCGGAGGAGUACCGGCUUCCUCGCACAGACGCUGCUUCUGCAAAUGACUAG